Adelges cooleyi (spruce gall adelgid) is the source of this 3702-nucleotide messenger RNA. It is a transcript of the gene Karybeta3, whose product is annotated as importin-5. Gene Ontology annotation, cellular component: nucleus; cytoplasm. NCBI's taxonomy places the organism in Eukaryota, Metazoa, Arthropoda, Insecta, Hemiptera, Adelgidae. Gene Ontology annotation, molecular function: nuclear import signal receptor activity. The transcript has 19 exons. The record is from RefSeq and is a predicted model, not a curated record. The coding region runs from base 305 to 3601 and encodes 1098 amino acids. Gene Ontology annotation, biological process: protein import into nucleus.
AGUAUUGGUAAUAGGUAUGGUAUUAUUGUUAUUAUUUUUUUUAACCAACAUUUUCGUAUUCUCAAAUCUUAACGCGUUUUCGCAAAAGCGUGGCCGUUAAAUUACGCCCGUGGUUCAUCGCCGUUUUUGUUUUUUUUUUCUUUAACAAUUUCUCAACCCGUUGACUUUGUCGUUUGGCGGGACCAAAAUUAUUCAGUUAAACACCACGAGACCGCCGGAAAAACGCGCGGAAACCGUCGGAUCGUGAGCCGCAGUACACGUCCUCAUCACACAUCCGGCAACCGUUGCACAGCCACCGGAUAACAUGGCCUGUGGAGACAUGAACGAUUUUCAUCAGAUACUCACCAGUUUACUGAGCACGGAUAACAAUGUUCGGCAGAGAGCCGAGGAAACUUACCAAUCGUUACCUUUAGAGUCUAAAGUCUCGUAUUUGUUUAAUGCCGUACAAAACCAAUCUGGCGAUGUGGAUGAAAAACAAGUGGCCGCCGUUAUGUUACGCCGGCUUAUGGCCAACGACUUUGUUGAGUUUUUUUCUAAUCUAUCACCUGAAUCUCAGAAGCAAUUCAAAGACAAUUUAUUGUUAAGUGUUAGUAAUGAGGAAAACGACGUUCUGAGACGUCGUAUGUGUGAUGUGGCCUCAGAAGUGGCAAGAAAUCAACUGGAUGAUGACGGCAAUAACACUUGGCCAGAUUUUUUGAAUUUCUUAUUUCAAUGUGCAAAUUCUGCUUCGCCAGACAUGAAAGAUUCUGCACUUAGAAUGUUCACGAGUGUACCUGGAAUUUUCGGCAACCAACAAUCUAAUUACUUAGUAGUAAUUAAACAGAUGCUUCAUCAAUCAUUGAACGUACCAAAUCAAAAUGUUCAAGUACAAGCAGUCAAAGCCGUUUGUGCUUUUAUACUACAUCACGAAAAAGUAAUAGAAGUUCAAAAACAUUUUUGUGACUUACUUCCUAAUAUGUUAAGGAUUAUAACUGAAAGUUUAGUAGCAGAAGAAGAUGAUUCUAUGAUCAAGUUGUUGAUUGAUUUGGCUGAAAAUACACCCAAGUUUUUACGUCCACAAUUAGCUAAUAUUAUAGACAUGUGCCUAAAGUAUCUUAAGAAUGAUGAAGCUAAUGAGUCUUAUAGACAGAUGUGCCUUGAAGUAGUUGUGACAUUAGCGGAAACAGCCCCUGCAAUGAUGCGUAAAGAGUCUUCCAAGUAUAUUAGUCAGUUAGUAGUACAAGUAUUGGAGUUAAUGGCCACAGUGGAAGACGAAGAUGAUUGGGGAACACAAGAUGAUCCAGAUGAAAGUGAUCAAGAGAGUAUGAGUGUAAUGGCAGAAUCUGCGUUAGAUAGAUUGGCAUGUGGCCUCGGCGGUAAAACAAUAUUACCACAUAUAUUAGUUAAUGUAUCAUCAAUGUUGGCUAACCCUAAUUGGAAAUACAGACAUGCUGCUUUAAUGGCGAUUUCGGCAGCAGGAGAAGGUUGUCACAAACAAAUGCAGCCCAUGCUCCAAGAAAUAUUAGUUGGCAUACUAAACUUCCUUCAAGACCCACACCCCAGAGUACGGUACGCAAUGUGUAAUGCUAUUGGCCAAAUGGCCGCAGACUUUGCUCCUAUGUUCCAAAAAAAAUUCCACGAUAAAAUAGUUCCUGCUAUUUUACUUUUACUUGACGAUAAUUUGAAUCCUAGAGUCCAAGCUCAUGCUGGUGCUGCACUUGUAAACUUUUGCGAAGAUUGCCCAAAACGUAUACUCCUGUUGUACAUGGAUCAGAUGAUGGUAAAACUGGAAAGUAUAUUGCAAGCACGCAUUUCUGAUCUCAUGGAAGGCGGAGGUCGACGUCUAGUUUUAGAACAAAUGGUGACCACCAUUGCUUCGGUGGCCGACACAUGCGAAGGCAAUUUUGUGAAAUUUUACGAUCACUUAAUGCCUUGUUUGAAACAAAUUAUAAAAAAUGCUUUAGCGCCCGAACUUAAAUUAUUGCGGGGCAAAACAAUCGAAUGUGUGAGCUUGAUUGGCUUGGCUGUUGGCCAGGAAAAGUUCUUAGUGGAUGCCGGAGAAGUUAUGGACCUGAUGUUAGCAUCGCACAACAAAGAUGAAAAACUAGCGGAAGACGACCCUCAAACUUCAUAUUUAAUAUCUUCAUGGGCUAGAAUGUGUAAAGUUAUGGGUCCAAAGUUUGAACAAUAUUUACCUUUAGUCAUUGGACCAGUAAUGGCAGCUGCUUCUUUAAAACCAGAAGUCGCUUUAUUAGACAACGACGACAUGGGCAACAUGACUGACAAUAAUGACUGGCAGUUUGUACCGUUAGGAGAACAACAAAACUUUGGCAUAAGAACAUCGGGGUUGGAAGAUAAAGCUUCGGCAUGCGAGAUGCUUGUUUGCUAUGCUCGUGAAUUAAAAACUGGAUUUGCCCCUUACACCGAAGACGUUGUCAAGCUAAUGGUGCCCCUUUUGAAAUUUUAUUUCCAUGACAAUGUUAGAAUAGCCGCAGCUCAAAGCAUGCCUUGUCUGUUGGAAUGUGCAGAAACCAGAGGAUCAGAAUAUUUGCAGCACAUGUGGACUUACAUUUGCCCCGAACUACUACAAGCAAUAGAAUCAGAACCUGAAUCAGAUGUUGCCGCUGAAAUGUAUGAAGCGUUAGGAAAGUGUAUAGAACAGUUGGGAGCUGGCUGUUUAUCUGAUAAAUGGAUGAAAGAUUUAUUGGUAAUAUUAGAGAAAAACUUAAACACCCAUUUUGAAAAUGAAAUCCAACGUUUUGAAAGACGUAAGGAUGAAGAUUACGACGAGGUUGUUGAGGAAAAAUUGGCCAUGGAAGAUACUGAUGACGUUUAUAAAUUAAGCAAAAUGACUGAUAUACUACACGCACUCUUUGUUACUUACAAAACCGAUUUUUUCCAAUAUUUUGACCUUAUUGUUCAUCAGUUUGCUAAAUUAUUGGAAUCUGACAAAAGUUCGUCAGACCACCAAUGGGGGUUGUGCGUGUUUGACGAUCUUAUUGAAUUCUGUGGUCCGGGAUGCGCCAAGUACCAAGAAUAUUUCCUUCGGCCCAUGGUUGGGUAUGUUACCGACUACAACAGCGAGGUCCGUCAAGCAGCAAUUUAUGGCUGCGGCGUACUGGGCAUGUAUGGAGGACCUAGUUUUGCUAAUGUCUGUGCAGACAUCAUGCCGUUCCUACUGCAAGUGAUUAACAGUCCUGAUGCACGUACUAGCGAUAACAUUAGCGCGACAGAAAACGCGGUCUCGGCCAUUGCUAAAAUAUUAGAGUUUAACAGUUCAGCAGUAAACGUCGAUGAAAUAUUGCCACAUUGGCUUUGUAAUCUACCUGUGUGUGAAGACACCGAUGAAGCACCGUUUGUGUACGGUUACCUAUGUAAACUAAUUGAAAAUCAUCAUCCGAUGGUAUUAGGAUCUAACAAUUCCAAUAUACCGAGUUUAAUUGGUAUAAUUGCAGAGGCGUUUUUAAGAGAUGCUAUAGACAGAUCACACGCAGUAGCUCAGAGAAUGAUAAUGAUUGUUAGGCAAAUACAGACAAACGAAGAAGUAUUUAAUGCAUGUCUGGCUGUAUUGACUCCAGAACAAAUCAAAACUCUACAGAGCCUACUGAUAACUACUAACUAAACAUAACAUUAUUUACCUCAUAGUUUCAUUGUGACAGAUAUAUUUUUUUAUAUCCUAACCCUGUGCUUAUAUUACAAUUAUAUUUAUCAUUAUUUUUGUUA